AUGUUGUCAUCCUACCAAGUCCCAAACUUCUACUUCUUCCACACAGCCAACGCCUACGACUACGUCGACCCCAAAACGGGGCACACGAACGUCCAUGUCGACAUUGCGAGCUACAAGGCAGAACACUACCCGUACCACGAAUACGCCAUCUCGAACGUCAUCAACCCGCUCAAACCCUACCAGACGGGCCGCCUCGUCCGCUACGAACUCUCCGCCGUCAACACGCGCGAUCCCGCCGUUGUCGCCCGCGGCACCGUCAAAGCCGCUAUUCCAGAUAUGAUGGCGGAACUACCUCGCAUCUCCAAAGCCGCAUCCAUGGACCCAAACUACCGCUUCGUCUACGGCGUAUCCGGGAACGGCAUUUCCGCUCCAGGCACAGAUGUUCCUAUCGGGCGUCUCGGUAACGGCGUCGAUAUGCCACAUGCGUCUUUCUAUGGUCACCUCUUCAAGUCUGAUUGGCGGACUGGCACGUUCAAAGCGUGGGUACCGCAGAAUGGCGAGAGUUGUCCUACGGAGCCGAUUUUCAUCCAGAGGCCGGGUGCGACGGAGGAGGAUGAUGGGAUUGUGAUUACGAUUACGAUUAAUAAGGAGGGGACGAAUAGCAUUCUUGUGGGGCUUGAUGGGAGGACGUUUGAGGAGGUGGCGAGGGCGGAUAUGCCACAGGUUUAUGCGCUCGGGCCGCAUGGGUCGUUUGUUGAAGGGGAUUUUGGGGUUGUGAGUACUAUGGGUCGUUAG
Messenger RNA from Alternaria infectoria, 735 nucleotides. RefSeq lists its product as uncharacterized. The coding region runs from base 1 to 735 and encodes 244 amino acids. Lineage: Eukaryota; Fungi; Ascomycota; Dothideomycetes; Pleosporales; Pleosporaceae. Gene Ontology annotation, molecular function: carotenoid dioxygenase activity. The record is from RefSeq and is a predicted model, not a curated record. Gene Ontology annotation, biological process: carotene catabolic process. The transcript is spliced from 2 exons.